Molecule: messenger RNA, 1725 nt
Organism: Drosophila ficusphila
Lineage: Eukaryota; Metazoa; Arthropoda; Insecta; Diptera; Drosophilidae
Exons: 3
Coding region: 325-1602 (425 amino acids)
Source: RefSeq, a predicted model, not a curated record
AUCUGUAUUCCAAACACUUGUUAGUUCCAAUUGCAUUUGUGUGUGUGAGCAAGUGAGCUAUUCCUGUGCGUUCAAAUUUAUUGUUAAUUUUUAAGGGGCCACCACCCGCGAUCUACGGCAGAAUAAAAAUCAGAAAAGUUUGCAAAGAGGUGGCGGUCAAAAGGGCAAAAACAUUCCUAAGCGUCACGAAAGCCCCACGCGUCGAAGUGUGUGAAAAAAGGCCGCCGAUUACGACGUGUUAUCGCCCCGCUGAAUAGUUUAAUUCCCUACAAAUAGCAGAUUGCGAUCUCAUUCGGAGACAGACGAACUUUGAGCGCCACCACGAUGAGCACCUUUCCCAGUUUCGCGGACAUCUCCGCCAAGUUCUCGGAGGCGACGCUGGACGAGAUCAUCCGGAAUGCCGGUGGCACUCGUCACACCUCCUACAAGUUUGGCCCAAGUGGCAAGAAGGGCGACGCGUACUUGAGCCGCGUCUUCCGCAUAACCAUCUUCGGGGUCAAGUCUUCGGAGAAGGGACAAGACGAGGAGGAGCUGCAGGUCAAUGUGAUCGUUAAGGCAAUGCCCGAUAAUCUGCACAGGCGCCGGCUCUUCCGCUCGGUGAUAUUCUUCCGCAACGAGAUCCACUUCUACACCAAGGUGAUCCCGGCCAUCGAGGCCUUCCAGAAGUCGCGCCAGCCCGCCCCCAAGAAGCCCUUCGUCGAGUAUCCAAAGUGCUUGGCGACGCUGUGCGACGGGGUCAACGACUUCAUUGCCCUCGAGGAUGUGGGUCCCAAGGGAUACAAGGCGCCAGUGCGCCAGGACUACAUUUCGCUGGAGGACGCCCUGCUGACGGUGCGAUCUCUUGGCCGCUUCCACGGCGUUGCGCUGGCCUUCAAUGCACUGGACCACGACAACUUCGAGAAGGCGGCCGGAGCGCUGGAGGAGACCUACUACGGGGAGCACACGCGCGAGUGGUACACCGGCUUCCUGCUGCUGGCCGAGAAGGUGGCCAAGGACGCCAUCCGUCAGAUUUAUCCGGGCAGCAAGUACGAAACGGUGGCCGACAACUUUCUGCAGCCCACACUGUUCGAUGAUCUGAUCAAUCUGGUGUCCACGCGCUCCAAGCUGAGUGUGUUCGGGCACGGCGACUGCUGGACGCCCAACUUCCUGACCAAGUACAACGAGCAGGGGGAGUCGGUGGCGAACAUCAUCAUCGACUUCCAGCUGGCCAGGUGCUCCUCGCUGGCCCUCGACGUCAGCUUCUUCGUGUACUCGUGCACCAGCCAGCAGCUGAGGGAGCAGCACUACGAGACGCUGCUGCGCGCCUACCUGGAGAGUGCCCAGGAUCUGAUCAAGGAUCUCGGCGGCAAUCCGGAGGCCAUCAUCUCGUGGGAAUCGCUGCAGGAGGAGCUGAAGAACUUCGGCCGUUUCGGCUGCGGCAUGGGCAUUGAAUCGCUGCCGAUGACGAUGAUCGAGGACGACGAGGUGGCCGAUCUGGAUGGCAUCACCGAGAACGCCAUCCUCACCGACGUGUGGAACAUCACGCCGUUCAAGGAGCCAGCCAAACAGCAGCGACUGGCCGACAUCUUCAAGCACGCCAUCGAUCAGGGAUACAUUAAGUAGAGAAUCAGCAUUGUGACCUCCUUUUGUUUUCUGCGAUCAAAUCGAAUCCACCUUCUAUUGGGAAUUUAUGUAGCCCAUGUAUGUGCAAAAAAUAUAUGUAUAUGUAACUCCGGAUUAUUGAAA